Aspergillus pseudotamarii is the source of this 1587-nucleotide messenger RNA. RefSeq names its product Zn(II)2Cys6 transcription factor domain-containing protein. The transcript is spliced from 4 exons. The record is from RefSeq and is a predicted model, not a curated record. Gene Ontology annotation, molecular function: DNA-binding transcription factor activity, RNA polymerase II-specific; zinc ion binding. The coding region runs from base 1 to 1587 and encodes 528 amino acids. Gene Ontology annotation, biological process: regulation of DNA-templated transcription. NCBI's taxonomy places the organism in Eukaryota, Fungi, Ascomycota, Eurotiomycetes, Eurotiales, Aspergillaceae.
AUGGUCUACCCAGGACACCCAAGUCGUGGGUGCUAUACCUGUCGCUCUCGUAAAGUCAAAUGUGAUGAGACCAAGCCAAUCUGUCUGCGAUGCACGAAAGCCAGACGUCAUUGUGAGGGCUAUCGUGACUCGGGUGCCAACAACAACAUACCUGAGAAACAGGGCGCAGCGCCAGGAUCUAAUAUAGACAUGCUCGUGGCUAAACGCAAUAGCCAACCUACUGCUCCAGGCGAUGAAUUCUGGGGCAGCAUUUGGAUGAACACACAAUUUACUAUCCUGUUACGCUAUCCCACUACAGCACUUGAUCGAGUCAAUUUACAUCGUCUUUAUGCAGAGCUUGUCCGUCUCCCUCAAGCUGCCUGCAUCUAUGGCGGUUGCUUAACUUAUAUACCCCAACUCAGUCCAUCACUCGUGUCAUCCUCGCCACUUCUACCGGCUCUAUCAGCUCUCAUUCUUGCAUUCGUCGUGCGGAAAGACAACAGCAAGCAUGCACAAGAGCAAGCCAUAACCAGUUACCACAGGGCUCUCCAGCUUAUUCGCCAGAUAAUCGAUCGUAACACUACAAGAAGGCGAAACGAGGUCAUUCUCACCAUCCAAUCCAUCUUCAAUCCUCAUCUCGGAGGCGCUAUCGCCUUUGUAAAGUCGCAAGACCUAGUCUCAUCUCAGGAUGAGACGAGCAAAGGUUUAUAUAUAGCACUCCUCACACGAUUUAUGUCCGCCUGUCUCAUCAUCGACAUAACCCAUACCGUCCAGGAAUUCCCUUUCACAAUGCCAGAGCUUCUCACCUUACAUGACGCACUGCUUCAGACCCCUUUCGUCUCUCCAAGGUCCCAACUACAGGUUUACCUCUGCAAGCUAGCCAUUCUGCACCUGCAAAUCUCGGAAGCUGCUAGCAACCUGAGCUCGGGACAUACCUCCUCAACUACUAUCACCGGUAUUCUCGAUUCGAUAAAUGCGACCACCCACCAGCUUUCACAAUGGCCGGGCUCCCUUCCCACAGAAUGGAUUCAUAACACCAUGGUGGUCCCUUCCGAGGACUGGAAUCUAUGGAUGCCGGUAGCACACGUUUAUUCAUCAUUCUGGGCCGCUAAUGACUGGACGCGCUAUCGCGCUUUGCAAAUAUGUACAUGUCACCUUCGUCUCCGCUUCUAUCAUCUCCUAACCGCCACCAAUCGUGUCAAUAUAGCAUCAAUUUCUCUGGGCAGUUUAUCUAACGAUAUAUCCAUGACACGUGUGAAGAUCCGCAAUCUUGCCAACGAUAUAUGCGCAUCUAUGCUAUAUCAUUUGGGAUAUAGGUGCAUGGGGUCUACCGAAAGACAAUACCCAAUCGAGGCAUAUCCUCAAGGGAAGUACGCAAGGUUAACAUCUGCAUCUCAAGUUACGUGGCCAUUAUACGUAGCCGGUAUUGUGGAGGGAGUAGAGGUCACUCAGCGGAUGUGGAUUGCGCGCCAGCUGGGUGUCAUCGGCGACGAGAUUGGGGUUAAACAAGGGAGUGCGAUGGCGGAGGUGGUUAGAGAGCUUGCGCUCAGAGAAUUGAGACCAGGCCCAGGGAGUGAAACAAGUAUGCACAUGGCGAUGGCUUGUUGA